Molecule: messenger RNA, 2138 nt
Organism: Acipenser ruthenus (sterlet)
Lineage: Eukaryota; Metazoa; Chordata; Actinopteri; Acipenseriformes; Acipenseridae
Gene: nkx3.3
Product: NK3 homeobox 3
Exons: 2
Coding region: 350-1168 (272 amino acids)
Biological process (GO): regulation of transcription by RNA polymerase II; cell differentiation
Cellular component (GO): nucleus
Molecular function (GO): RNA polymerase II cis-regulatory region sequence-specific DNA binding; DNA-binding transcription factor activity, RNA polymerase II-specific
Source: RefSeq, a predicted model, not a curated record
AAAAAACAGCGUGUCGAGCCUUCACUUAAACUACUGAGGGGGGCAGUCGGGUGGAGCUGCGGGCAGCGAGCGACCAAUAACAGAGUAGCUUUAUUUCACUGGCAAUACAAACUCGAAAACUUGACACAUUGGCUGUUGAUUGAAUCGGGAAGGAUCCCUCGCCAAUUAAACCUCAAAAACACUGACAGAAAGGAGAAAAGAAGCUGAGUAAAUGAGCUUCUCCCGGUUUUCUAUACAUUGUUUUAGCAGACCUCUUAGAUGAAGGCAGAUGCUUUUACAGUCCACCCGGACUAAAACAACAUCUAGAUAUAUUUAAAAGUAAACAAUCUUUUAUAUAUAUAUAUAUGCAAUGGCACAAAGAGGCACUUCGUUUUCUAUCCAAGACAUUCUUACCAGAGACAGCGAGACUCGGGAGAGAAAUCAAAUCGCCAAUGAACUGGCAGAACUCUGCAGAUUGUCCAAUCCGUGGCUGCAAAGGGAGACUGGGGUAAUAAUCAGUAAGGAGAGACCCGAAGCUUGCCUCGCAGAUUACAAGGAACUCGUAAAAGGGGAGACUCCGAACCUCAGGAAAUGUUCCGAUCCAGUGCCGAGCCCAAGCAAGGCUGAGGAAUCCCAGAUUGACGGUCAGUCUUGCAGCGAGGACUCCACGGGAGAAGACCCAGUUUAUUCUAGUUGCAAUCAUUUCAAAGAGUGUGAGAGCCAGUCGACUGCGGAGGAAAGGGACAAGAUGGAGAAAUCCAACCCCGCCGAUCGACGCAAAACCAUGAAGAAGCGCUCCCGGGCCGCCUUCUCUCAUGAGCAGGUCUACGAGCUGGAAAGACGGUUUAACCUGCAGAAGUAUCUGUCUGGCCCAGAGAGAGCGGAUUUGGCGGCGGCUCUUAAACUCACAGAAACGCAAGUGAAGAUCUGGUUCCAGAACCGGAGGUACAAAACUAAGAGACGACAAAUAGCGCACGAAUUGGCUGCUAACUGCACUCAGACCAUGGCGAAGAAAGUGUCAAUAAAGGUGCUGGUGAGGGACGAUAGGAGACAGUACAGGACCGAAGAGCUGCUCAGCCCACCUGCCAUCCCCCUUUACCAGGCCUAUCAAUACUACCCGUACACGUACUGCUUCCAGCCGUGGCCCUCAAAUAUGUCCUUGUGUCCCCUUAACACAAACGGAAACUAGGACAUGUCCCUCGUUGGCUAUUCAUGAAAAAUCGAUGAACACAUUAUAACUGGCAGUAUAGUUUUCCAAAAGAACAAUAAUGGAAAUACAGUUUUACACUUCCAAAGACUCCUAAAAAUGCACAUUAAGGAAAAUGUUGAUUCGCCCUUCCCCAGAGGAAGAACCGAUGGAUAAUAUUGCAAAUAUUGUGCAUUUACAAUUUACAAUUAGUGCGCUGCUGACUGUGCCAAAAUGGGCAUUUAACAUUUUUUUUUAUAUUAUACUAAAGACGGUGUAUUUUAAUGUUUAAUGAAACUAACAGCGCAGAUCCACUGAGUGUGUCACCCAAAAAUAACUUUUCUUCUGGGACUACAAAUAACAUUUAAAAUAACAUCCUGAUGAUGUAACUUAAGUUUCCCAAAAAUGCUAAGCAAUGAAUCUGAACACAGGGAGGUACGAUCCCUCCAUAAAUUAUUUUGCUGGACGAACUAUUCGGAUAUCAAAAUCCAGACCACGUGAUUUUUUUUUGCUUAGUUUUGUUUUAUUAAUUAAAUGUUAAAUUAGCUUUCUUUUUUUUAAAAAAUCAGUUUAAAAAUAAAGUGUAGUAAAAAAAGGUCCUACAAAGUUUGUUUCUAAGUUUAUUGUUUCACCACAUCGAACUAUUUCUAUAGAAAAAUGUGUUUGUCAUUUUUGGAAUCAUUCUGGGUCAGAAGAACACAUGAGUGCAGUUAUCCAAGUCAGUAUAAAACACAAUCUAAAUCAAUUAUUCGUUCUUUUUAAACAAACCGCCCGAGGGAGCAUGUUGCACUGUUUUUGUUUUUUUGUAAGUAUGAACAUGGAAAGAUGUAAGCAUGUACUAAUGAUUUAAACAAAAAUAGUAUACCAAGUGUGGGUCUAUUUACUCGAUAUGUUUAUUGUAAAUAAUUCAUAUAUUAAUGUGUUUUUUGUUUGUUUGUUUGUUUUAUUUUGUUGAUGUUGUUAUUAAACCCAC